Arabidopsis arenosa is the source of this 969-nucleotide messenger RNA. The record is from the annotation of a GenBank genome assembly. NCBI's taxonomy places the organism in Eukaryota, Viridiplantae, Streptophyta, Magnoliopsida, Brassicales, Brassicaceae.
GAACUAAAAACCGCAAAUGCCUUCAAGACCUGCCAUAAUCUCAAGAUUCUCAAACUUGAGAAUAUGUUUGCUGAGGUUAAUGUGUUCAACACAGUUAUUGCAUCGUGUCCCUCUCUCAAGGUGCUAGUGCUUCGUCUCAUGUGGUACAAUGCAAGGGCUUGCUUGAAGAUUCAUAACAAUAAUCUAAAGCUCUUGCAUGUGGCCUCCUAUUAUGUUCAUAGCAUUGAAGUGUCUGCACCUCUUUUAGAUAUUUUCUCCAUGGACUACCUUUUUGAUGGGGAAUAUAACAUCAUCAUCAAGUCCUCAAGACUUUUUUUUACUAAAAACUAUGGGGCUAUUGACGCGGAGAGAGUACCAACCCUGAAUUACAACAUUUCAUAUAAUGCUCGGGAUAUGGAAAAUCUUGGGCAUCACUUCUUGGUAGGUAGAGAUGCUACCUAUUUCUGGCGGAUUAAAUCUUUGGCGGUGGCCGUGGAUGUAAUGAACACGAAAGAACUUGAAAUGUUCAGGCAAGUUUUAGUUGCAUGGAAUGGAAUAAUGAAAAGGCUUGAUAUAUUCUUUAAGCAUAACUAUGUGUAUACGGAAGAAGGUGAAUCUUCAAUUCGUGGAACACAAAAGAAAAAGUGGGAGGAGGAAAACUUGUUUCCCAAUGCCAAAUUCCGAGUGGAAGCUGUGUGGAUGUUUAAUUUCAGUGGUUUGGAUAAGAAUCAGUUUGAAUUUGCUUCGCGUUUUAUAACGCAAGGGACCGUAAUGAAGAAGAUGAUGAUCAAGACGUAUUCUGAACCUACCAAUAAGUUUUAUAUAGAAGCGGCCGUUGCCAAACUCAUGGAACUUCCAAAGGGUAACGAGAACCUUACUAUUGGAUACUUCUGAUGAAAUUUGGUUCGAAUCUCAUCCUAAAUAAUAUCUCUAGUCCUAUAUGUGACAAAACCUGUAGUGAAAAAGACAAAUUAAAUGUUGUUUUCUUCU